UAGGGUUUUGCAAGUGGAAGUCUUGACGCUGAUGCUCAGUCUGUUCGCAUCUUUGUUGCCGAUGGUGGCGAAUGCCUUGCCGCUCAAAGCUAUGCCAAGAACAUGGGCCUGUAUGGAGAACGUGUUGGCGCACUGAGCAUUGUGUGCAAAUCUUCUGAUGUGGCAGUCAGAGUUGAGAGUCAGGUGAAACUUGUAAUCAGGCCUAUGUAUUCAAACCCUCCUAUACAUGGUGCAUCUAUAGUGGCGACAAUUCUGAAAAACAGUGAGAUGUACAAUGAAUGGAUGGUUGAGUUGAAAAUGAUGGCUGAUCGUAUAAUCAGCAUGCGUAAACAGCUGUUUGACACCCUGCAUGAACGAGGUAAAUAAAAUUCUUUCCCUUUUUUGCUGACAG
Phalaenopsis equestris is the source of this 391-nucleotide messenger RNA. RefSeq names its product aspartate aminotransferase, cytoplasmic-like. The record is from RefSeq and is a predicted model, not a curated record. Gene Ontology annotation, molecular function: L-aspartate:2-oxoglutarate transaminase activity; pyridoxal phosphate binding. The transcript has 3 exons. Gene Ontology annotation, biological process: amino acid metabolic process; biosynthetic process. Gene Ontology annotation, cellular component: mitochondrion. NCBI's taxonomy places the organism in Eukaryota, Viridiplantae, Streptophyta, Magnoliopsida, Asparagales, Orchidaceae. Bases 103 to 366 code for a protein of 87 amino acids.